GUGGCCGCAAAGGGGGCUCGGGGCUGGCGGCUCGUGGCUCGCGGCUCGCGGCCAUGGAGUGGGGCUUGCAGUCGGCGGCCGUGAGGCGGCUCCGCGUUGGCGGGGAGCGCCGAGGGAGCCCAGCUGCGCCGGGGCAGGAGGAGCGGGAGGCCUCGGAGCAGGGGCCGCUCCUCGGGUCGAGCUCCCGGGACUGGACACGGAGGGGGAGCGACGGUGGCCGGGCCGCGGGGUCCGGGUUGUCGGAGGCGCGCGCCGCGCUCGCGCUCCUUCUCUACCUGCUCGGGCUGCGGCUGCUCGUGCAGCUCUCCCUGCGGCAGCUCGUGCUGCCCGCCUCCUCGGGGCCCCGCCCGGAGUUCAGCGCGCUCCGAGCCCGGAAUUAUCUUGAACAUAUAACUUCUAUUGGUCCCAGAACUACAGGAAGCCUAGAAAAUGAAGUUCUCACAGUUAACUACCUCUUGGAGCAGAUUAAACUGAUCAAAGCUGAAAGCAGCAGCAUUCACAAGAUUUCAGUAGAUGUGCAACGACCAACAGGGUCCUUCAGCAUUGACUUCUUAGGAGGAUUUACUAGCUAUUAUGAUAACAUAACCAAUGUUGUAGUAAAGCUGGAACCUAGAAAUGGAGCCCAGCAUGCAGUACUGUCCAAUUGUCAUUUUGACUCAGUAGCAAAUUCUCCAGGUGCCAGUGACGAUGCAGUUAGCUGUUCAGUGAUGCUUGAAAUCUUACGAGUCUUGUCAACAUCAUCAGAAGCCUUACAACAUGCUGUCAUAUUCCUCUUUAAUGGAGCUGAAGAAAAUGUCUUGCAAGCAAGUCAUGGCUUCAUUACUCAGCACCCCUGGGCUAACUUGAUUCGUGCAUUUAUUAACCUAGAAGCAGCAGGUGUUGGAGGAAAAGAGCUUGUAUUCCAGACAGGUCCUGAAAAUCCUUGGUUGGUCCAAGCAUAUGUUUUUGCAGCAAAGCACCCUUUUGCUUCAGUGGUGGCUCAGGAGGUUUUUCAAAGUGGAAUUAUUCCUUCAGAUACAGACUUUCGCAUCUAUAGGGAUUUUGGCAGCAUUCCAGGAAUAGACUUGGCUUUUAUUGAGAAUGGCUACAUUUAUCAUACCAGGUAUGAUACAUCAGACAGAAUUCUCACUGAUUCAAUUCAGAGAGCAGGUGACAACAUUUUAGCUGUGCUUAAAUAUUUAGCUACAUCUGAUAGACUGGCUUCUUCCUUUGAGUAUCGGCAUGGAAACAUGGUUUUUUUUGAUGUGCUUGGCAUGUUUGUCAUAGCUUAUCCAGCUCGUGUUGGCUCAAUAAUUAACUAUAUGGUUGUAGUAGCUGUUGUCCUAUAUUUGGGCAAAAACUUUUUGAAGCCCAAACAGAAGGCUGCUAAUUACACAAAGGAUUUCUUCUGUGGGCUUGGAAUCACACUGAUAAGUUGGUUUACCAGCUUAGUUACUGUUCUUAUUAUAGCGGUGUUUAUUUCUCUUAUUGGACGUUCUCUUUCAUGGUAUAACCACUUUUAUGUCUCAGUCUGUCUAUAUGGAACUGCAGCUGUGGCUAAGAUAACAUUUGUGCAUACACUUGCAAAAAGAUUCUAUUAUGUGUACAAAAGUGAACAAUACCUGGGAGAGGUGUUUUUUGACAUCUCGCUGUUUGUGCAUUGUGGCUCUCUUUUUCUGCUCACUUCCCAAGGACUGUGUUCUGCAUUUAUCAGUGCUAUCUGGGUGGUGUUUCCAUUGCUCACAAAGCUGCUUGUCAAUAAGGAAUUCAAGCAAAAUGGUGCCAAAGGAAGAUUUAUCAUGAUUUAUCUUCUGGGCAUGUUUAUUCCGUAUCUUUAUGCAUUGUACCUCAUUUGGGCAGUGUUUGAAAUGUUUACACCUAUCUUGGGAAGAAGUGGUUCAGAAAUCCCACCUGAUGUUGUGUUGGCUUCCAUUCUGGCUCUCUGUGUAAUGAUUUUGUCUUCCUAUUUUAUUACCUUCAUCUAUCUUGCCAGAAAUACAAAGAUGACAAUCUUAGCUUUGGCUUCAGUAUGUGCAGUUACAUUCCUUCUUGUUUGCAGUGGCAUCUUCUUUCCAUAUAGUGCUGAUCCUGCUAAUCCAAAGCCUAAGAGAGUUUUUCUUCAGCAUUUAACUAGAACAUUUCAUGGCUUGGAUGGAAAUGUAGUGAAGAGAGACUCUGGAAUAUGGAUUAAUGGAUUUGAUUACACUGGAAUGUCUCACAUCACUCCUCACAUUCCUGAGAUCAAUGAUACCAUCAGAGCCCCCUGUGAGGAGACAGCUCCCCUCUGUGGUUUCCCUUGGUAUCUUCCAGUACAUUUUUUAAUCAGGAAAAACUGGUAUCUUCCUGCACCAGAAGUUUCUCCCAGAAACCCUACUCACUUUCGACUUAUAUCCAAAGAGCAAACCCCCUGGGAGUCUAUGAAGUUAACCUUUGAAGUAACAGGUCCUAGUCACAUGUCAUUUUAUGUCCGAACACACGAAGGGUCGGCACUCUCCCAGUGGUCUCUUGGCCAUGGGACGCCGAUUACCAGCAGAGGAGGAGAUUAUUUCGUUUUUUAUUCUCACGGACUGCAGGCUUCUCCCUGGCGAUUCUGGAUAGAUGUGCAGGUCUCAGAAGAACAUCCUCAAGGAAUGGUCACUGUGGCCAUAGCUGCCCAUUACUUUUCUGGAGAAGACAAGAGGUCUCCCCAGCUGGAUGCCUUGAAGGACAGGUUCCCAGAUUGGACAUUUCCUUCUGGUUGGGUUUGCACCUAUGACCUCUAUGUAUUUUGAUCUUCUCUGUCAGGUUGUAGGAACAUGGCUAGUGUCAUAUUCCAUUCCUGUGCAAUAUGGAGUAUGACCCAAGGCAGGGAGUUGGCCUGAUUCAGCAGUUAUUAUUCGGUGCGCUCUGUUGCUUUCAAGUGUGGUAUGGAAGCCGAGCUUCUUCAGAUUGGUGGGAAAACUCCACUUGACAAGUAAUAGUUUUGCUCUGCCUUGCUUCUGCUAGAAGAGAGGCUGGGGAAAAGCUUCAAGCAGCAGAACGCUAGGUGGUAUGUUGGGGUGUGGCCUUUUUGAUUCUUGAAAGUGCCAGGGAGUAAAGCCCAUGUGGGUAUUGCCAUUUGAAAGGGUGUUUCAUUUUAUGACCUUUAAAAAAAAAGGGAAAAAAAGCAAAACUCAAUAAGUGAUUCCCUCAGGAACAUUUAGAAAUUAGGUGAUGCUGAAUUAGUGUUAUUGAGGGUAAUAGCAUUUCUGCUUUAAAGCCAUAGAGCAUUUUUGUGUUGUUCAGUGGGUCGAACAACAUGAAGUAGUGAUUCUAAUUAGAACUGAGCUGCAUAGGGGGUAAUAUACUUGUGAACAGAUGGUUUCUCAAAGUCCCUUUCCAGCUCAAACAAACUGUAAUUCUUAAAGAAAUUGAAGAGUGCCCAUGCAUUAUUGCACUUGGAAUAUUCACUAAUAUCGGGAAUUGCAUGCCAGUGUCUUGGAUCACCAAUGUGUAUCAUGGCCUUGGUCUUUUCAAUGCCUUAUAUUCUCCUAGACAUCUGUGUACUUGCUCUUGAAUAUACCACUUUAGGGAAUGGAGAAGCCAAGCUUUCUCUUGGGUUCUCACAGGCCUUUCUUUUCAGAGUAUUGUUAGUACUGGGUCCAGACAGAGACAGCUACAAGAUGACCCUGACUUCCUGCAUCAGAGCACUGAGCUGCCCCUUUGGCCUUUUUUAAAAAAAUGUGGUUGAAUAUUUUAUAAAUAUUUAUUCUAAUUUCCUUAUUAUGUAGGAUUCAUUAUUUUUCUGGGUUAUUUCUGUAUCUUUUAGAUGUUUAUUUAUGCAGAAGACACUGCACUGGGUUCAUGUUGCAUUCUAUUGUAUGAUUAGUUCUAUAAAUCUGUUCCUUUAUUAUCUAGCAUGACUAGUUUUCCUUGAGUUGGAAGACUUCUUUUAAUAAGAUUGGACACCUGAACAUACUGUGAAAAUAUGAUAGUGCCCAGGAAUUUGGUAUUUUAUUUGUAAUGUUUUUUCAUUUAAAAAAAAAUGUAUACAGCUUGUUGGUAGCUCUCCAGCAGUAGAAAUGCCUUGGUGCGAAUUGAGCCCCUAUAGCAGACAGAUUUAACCAGAUGGAUAGUAAACUCUACUAGAUUUUCCUUAAUUAAAAAUAAAAAAGUGGGCACAGAUAUACUUGUUGAGUUUCAACAAAUGCACAGGCCUAUUGUCUAAAAAUGCAUUUGUUUUCAUUGAGAUAAAGUGAAUGAGGCCCUUUAAUUAGAGAAGAAAAACAUAUAAGUGUCUACCUCUCUGAAAUGAGCACAGUCUAUACAUCCAAUUGAAGUAGGAGUAGGUUGGAGAGAAAGAGUGGUCUGUUUUCACAAGCUGGGGACCACAGAAUAGGAUAGUUUGCUUCUCUGUAAGUUGCCUGCCUAAGCUGUGGCUCAUUCAAACUAAAGUGAGCCCUGUAGACAGCAGUCAGCAUGCCUACCUGAAUGCUAGAUGUCACAAAGGCUGGCUAAUUGCAGCAUUGCUUUUGGAGCCUUUGCUGUUUGUAAGACAUGGCACUUUCCAUUCAUAACCCACUUCAAAGGCCUGCAGAGUCUGCUUCUGGCUCCUGCGAGGCCUUUUGAUGAUAGACCAAAUUUCUGUGUUUGUGUUGCUGAAAGUCUGAAGUCUGAAGUAUUUGGGAACAGUUGUUACGAAAAUGAGAUGGCUAGAACAGAGAUUCUCUAGAAAUCCCUAAAUAGGUGCAGAUUUUGUCCUUGUGCUUAACCUGAAAUCUGAAAUAAAUGACUAGACUUAUUAGGAAUAGAUAUAACUGUCCUAGAAAGCAAAAUAGUAUUCCCCUUGUAAAUUUUUCCUGGAUAAGGAGGAAUGCUGCUACUCACUUUUGGUGGUAAUCGCGAUUUUCUUAAGAGUCUUCAUUUAGUUGUCUUGAUCAUUAGGAAGUUUGGCUGUCAUAGGAGUUGUUCUUUCCAGGUGGUCAGCACAGAAUGUUAAUGCAAAGAUUCCAUUUACAUGUUACAUGCCAGAAAUGUUCAAAUAAAUAAAACACUCAGA
Molecule: messenger RNA, 4996 nt
Organism: Dromiciops gliroides (monito del monte)
Lineage: Eukaryota; Metazoa; Chordata; Mammalia; Microbiotheria; Microbiotheriidae
Gene: ERMP1
Product: endoplasmic reticulum metallopeptidase 1
Exons: 15
Coding region: 54-2750 (898 amino acids)
Biological process (GO): proteolysis
Molecular function (GO): metalloexopeptidase activity
Source: RefSeq, a predicted model, not a curated record